Messenger RNA from Sinocyclocheilus grahami, 6061 nucleotides. RefSeq names its product voltage-dependent L-type calcium channel subunit alpha-1C-like. Lineage: Eukaryota; Metazoa; Chordata; Actinopteri; Cypriniformes; Cyprinidae. Bases 425 to 5932 code for a protein of 1835 amino acids. Gene Ontology annotation, biological process: calcium ion import across plasma membrane. Gene Ontology annotation, cellular component: voltage-gated calcium channel complex; membrane. Gene Ontology annotation, molecular function: high voltage-gated calcium channel activity. The record is from RefSeq and is a predicted model, not a curated record. The transcript is spliced from 42 exons.
ACCUUUUGCUGCGCUUUCUGAAACGGCCUCCGAAACCUACGCCCGCUUCUCAUGCGCUUCUUCUGGCUCUUGCAGCAUCCUUUUCGAACCGUUUCCGAGCGAAUCGCGCCGAUUUGAUUAUCGAUUAUCAGCAAGCGGCGCAGGUAUCAUGUUUCUUAGGUAGGGCCCGGAUGUUCCAAAGAUGCACUGGUUCGUUUUCUUAGGUGGUUCCUGCGAUUAUCCUUUCCUGAUCUUUAGCUCCAUAAUGGGGAUCAGGUAAUAUUAACUAAGCCGCAAGAGAAGGAAUAUCUUACGCUUUGCGUUUUUUAGUUUUUCUUCCCCCUUUUUUCUUUCAUUUCUUUCCCUUGGGUUGUUUUUUCCUACCCCCUCCUUUUUUUUUACAACAUUUUCUUCAUUCACCUUCGGAUAAAGCUGGACCACAUAUAUGGUAAAUGAAAGCAAAAACAUGUACAUACCGGAGGACACCCUUGAAAACCAUCAAGGCUCCAACUAUUCCAGUCCGUCGUUGGCUCCAGUCCCCAGUCUGAAUGAGGACGAGCAUGUGGGGGACGGGGGUGGGGUGCUGGGUCUUGCACCUGAACACAUUCCCACCCCUGGUGCCCCCCUCAACUGGCAGGCAGCCAUCAACGCGGCACGGCAGGCCAAGCUGAUGGGCACCACCGCAGCCCCGAUCUGCACUGCGAGCUCCACACAGCGCAAACGCCAGCACUACACCAAACCCAAGAAACAGGCCAGCACUGCCUCCACGCGCCCACCCCGAGCCCUUCUCUGCCUCACUCUUAAAAACCCUAUCCGCAGGGCGUGCAUCAGUAUUGUGGAAUGGAAACCGUUUGAAAUCAUAAUUUUGAUGACUAUUUUUGCAAACUGUGUGGCCUUAGCUGUCUACAUCCCUUUCCCAGAGGACGAUUCCAACGCAACCAACUCAAACCUGGAACGGGUGGAGUAUCUCUUUCUGAUCAUUUUUACGGUGGAAGCAUUUCUCAAAGUUAUUGCAUACGGGUUGCUGUGUCACCCUAAUGCGUACCUGCGGAACGGCUGGAACUUGUUGGAUUUCAUCAUCGUGGUGGUAGGGCUGUUCAGUGCAAUAUUAGAGCAGGCCACUAAAGGGGAUGGUGGGACUUCAAUGGGAGGCAAGGCUGCAGGGUUUGAUGUAAAAGCCCUGCGAGCCUUUAGAGUGUUGAGACCUCUGAGACUCGUAUCUGGAGUACCUAGUUUACAGGUGGUGCUGAACUCCAUCAUUAAAGCCAUGGUUCCCCUCCUGCACAUCGCUCUGCUCGUUCUGUUCGUCAUCAUCAUUUAUGCCAUCAUCGGCCUCGAGCUCUUCAUGGGCAAGAUGCACAGAACCUGUUUUUUCUUCAAAGAUGGACACAAAGGUACUAUAUCUGAAGAGAAGCCGGCCCCCUGCGCCCCAAGCUCCACCCAUGGACGACACUGCUCCCCGACCAACAUAACGCAGUGCAUGAUGGGAUGGGCAGGCCCAAAUGAUGGAAUCACGAACUUUGAUAACUUUGCAUUUGCCAUGCUGACUGUGUUUCAAUGCAUCACGAUGGAGGGCUGGACUGACGUCCUGUACUGGAUGCAGGAUGCCAUGGGUUAUGAGCUUCCAUGGGUCUAUUUUGUCAGUCUGGUCAUCUUUGGAUCCUUUUUCGUUCUAAAUUUGGUUCUGGGUGUGUUGAGAACAGAGUUCUCUAAAGAGCGAGAAAAGGCCAAAGCUCGCGGUGAUUUCCAGAAGCUCCGUGAGAAGCAGCAGCUGGAGGAGGAUCUAAAGGGCUACCUGGACUGGAUCACUCAGGCGGAGGACAUCGACCCUGAGAACGACGACGAGGGACUGGAUGACGACAAGCCUAGAAAUCUGAGUAUACCGGCCAGUGAAAAUGAGUCAGUGAACACUGAUAAUGCUCCCGCUGGAGACAUGGAGGGAGAGACCUGCUGUACUCGCAUGGCAAAUAGGAUCUCCAAAUCCAAAUUCAGUCGAUAUUCACGCCGAUGGAAUCGGUUAUGUCGGCGCACGUGCCGUGCAGCAGUGAAGUCAAAUGUGUUCUACUGGCUGGUGAUUUUCCUGGUAUUUUUGAACACGCUUACCAUUGCCUCUGAGCACCACCAGCAGCCAGACUGGCUCACCAAUGUACAAGAUAUCGCCAAUAAGGUGAUGCUGGCUCUUUUUACCGGUGAGAUGCUGCUGAAGAUGUACAGCCUGGGCCUACAGGCCUAUUUCGUCUCCCUUUUUAACCGCUUCGACAGUUUUGUGGUGUGCGGUGGAAUUCUGGAGACUAUCCUGGUAGAGACUAAGAUCAUGUCGCCCCUCGGCAUCUCUGUGCUGCGCUGUGUGCGUCUGCUCCGCAUCUUCAAGAUCACCAGGUACUGGAACUCUCUCAGUAAUCUAGUGGCGUCUCUGCUGAACUCGGUGCGCUCUAUCGCGUCCCUGCUUCUGCUACUCUUCCUGUUCAUCAUCAUCUUCAGUCUGCUCGGAAUGCAGCUCUUUGGUGGCAAGUUCAACUUUGACGAGACGCGCCGCAGCACCUUCGAUAACUUCCCCCAGUCUCUCCUCACCGUCUUUCAGAUUUUGACCGGAGAGGACUGGAACUCUGUGAUGUUUGAUGGGAUCAUGGCGUACGGUGGGCCCUCCUUUCCUGGCAUGCUUGUCUGCAUUUAUUUCAUCAUCCUCUUCAUCUGCGGAAACUACAUCCUCCUGAAUGUCUUCUUGGCCAUUGCCGUGGACAACCUGGCAGACGCAGAGAGUCUGACAUCAGCGCAGAAAGAGGAAGAGGAGGAGAAAGAGAGGAAGAAGCUGGCCAGAACGGCCAGUCCAGAGAAGCGCCAGAACUCUGAGAAACCACCUCUGGAGGAUGAAAAGAAAGAGGAAAAGAUUGAACUAAAAUCCAUCACUUCUGAUGGAGAGACACCAACUGCUACCAAGAUCAACAUAGAUGAGUACACAGGGGAGGAGAAUGAGGAGAAGAACCCAUAUCCUGUGAACGAUUUCCCAGCAGCAGCGGAGGACGAUGAGGAGCCAGAGAUGCCAGUAGGUCCUCGUCCACGUCCACUCUCCGACAUUCAGCUGAAGGAGAAAGCUGUCCCCAUGCCAGAAGCCAGAGCUUUCUUUAUUUUCAGCCCCGAUAACAAGUUCAGGGUUUUGUGUCAUAAGAUUGUAAACCACAACAUCUUCACCAAUUUAAUCCUGUUCUUUAUACUGCUGAGCAGUAUUUCACUGGCAGCGGAGGACCCAGUGAAUAAUGACUCAUUCAGGAAUCAGAUUCUAGGCUAUGCAGAUUAUGUGUUUACAGGAAUCUUCACCAUAGAGAUCAUACUGAAGAUGACAACGUAUGGAGCAUUCCUACAUAAGGGUUCAUUUUGUCGGAAUUAUUUUAAUAUUUUGGAUCUGGUGGUGGUCAGUGUGUCUCUGAUCUCCUCUGGAGUUCAGUCAAGUGCCAUUAAUGUAGUGAAGAUUCUCAGAGUGCUGAGGGUGUUGAGGCCCCUGAGAGCAAUCAACAGAGCCAAGGGCCUCAAACAUGUGGUCCAGUGUGUGUUUGUAGCCAUCCGUACCAUCGGGAACAUCGUUAUCGUCACCACUUUGCUGCAGUUCAUGUUUGCCUGUAUUGGUGUUCAACUUUUCAAGGGCAAAUUCUUCUACUGCACAGACACCUCUAAACAGACACAGUCCGAAUGCAGGGGGUCCUAUAUAUUAUUCAAAGAUGGGAAUGUUGGGAAGCCAGUGAAAUCACAGCGUUCAUGGGAGAACAGUGACUUCAACUUUGAUGAUGUCCUGCAGGGCAUGAUGGCUCUGUUUGCCGUGUCCACUUUUGAGGGUUGGCCAGGGCUCCUCUACAGAGCCAUUGACUCCCAUGCAGAGGAUGUUGGUCCAGUCUACAACUACCGUGUGAUCAUCUCUAUAUUUUUCAUCAUCUACAUCAUCAUCAUUGCCUUCUUCAUGAUGAACAUAUUCGUAGGUUUCGUCAUUGUGACAUUUCAGGAGCAGGGAGAGCAAGAGUACAAAAACUGUGAGCUGGACAAGAACCAGCGUCAGUGUGUGGAAUAUGCCCUGAAGGCUCGUCCCCUGCGCAGGUACAUCCCCAAGAACCCGUAUCAGUACAAGGUAUGGUACGUGGUGAACUCUACCUACUUUGAGUACCUGAUGUUCACCCUCAUUCUUCUCAACACCAUCUGCCUGGCCAUGCAGCAUCAUGGCCAAUCUCAAUCGUUCAGCAAAGCCAUGAAUAUCCUCAAUAUGUUGUUCACCGGCCUAUUCACUGUGGAAAUGAUCCUCAAACUCAUCGCCUUCAAACCCAGGCAUUAUUUUGUUGAUGCAUGGAACACAUUUGAUGCCCUUAUUGUAGUGGGUAGUGUUGUUGAUAUAGCCAUCACGGAGGUUAACCCAGCUGACCCCUCCUCCUCUCCCCCCUCUUCUGUGGUAAGACCAAUGGGCCUCCAAAACACUGAAGAUAAUGCCAGGAUCUCAAUCACGUUCUUUCGGCUGUUCCGUGUGAUGAGGCUGGUGAAGCUCCUGUCUCGGGGAGAGGGCAUUCGGACGCUGCUCUGGACCUUCAUUAAAUCCUUUCAGGCUCUUCCCUAUGUUGCUUUGCUGAUCGUAAUGCUGUUCUUCAUCUACGCCGUCAUUGGGAUGCAGAUGUUCGGUAAGAUUGCCCUGAGGGACAACAGCCAGAUCAACCGAAACAACAACUUUCAGACGUUUCCUCAGGCUGUUCUGCUGCUCUUCAGGUGUGCAACAGGGGAGGCGUGGCAGGAAAUCAUGCUGGCCUGUUCUCCGAACCGCCCGUGUGAGAAGGGGUCAGAGGUCAACCACAACAGUGAAGACUGUGGCAGCCACUUUGCCAUCAUCUACUUUGUUAGCUUUUAUAUGCUUUGCGCCUUCCUGAUCAUUAACCUCUUUGUGGCCGUCAUCAUGGACAACUUUGACUAUUUAACACGUGAUUGGUCGAUAUUGGGGCCGCAUCACCUGGAUGAGUUUAAGAGGAUAUGGGCAGAAUACGAUCCUGAGGCCAAGGGUCGGAUAAAGCACCUGGAUGUGGUGACGUUGCUGCGCAGGAUUCAGCCUCCCCUUGGAUUUGGAAAGCUUUGUCCACAUAGAGUGGCGUGCAAGCGGCUUGUGUCCAUGAACAUGCCUCUCAAUAGUGACGGGACGGUGAUGUUCAACGCAACUCUCUUUGCUCUGGUACGAACGGCUCUACGCAUCAAAACUGAAGGUAACCUGGAGCAAGCAAAUGAGGAACUCCGGGCCAUCGUGAAGAAGAUCUGGAAGAGGACGAGCAUGAAGCUGCUGGAUCAAGUCGUUCCCCCUGCUGGAGAUGAUGAAGUAACAGUGGGGAAGUUCUAUGCCACAUUUCUGAUUCAGGAAUACUUCAGGAAAUUUAAGAAGCGCAAGGAACAGGGCCUGGUGUCCAAAAUUCCUCCAAAGACGGCUCUUUCACUGCAGGCUGGCCUGCGUACACUGCAUGAUAUGGGUCCUGAGAUUAGAAGAGCGAUAUCAGGAGACCUGACUGUGGAGGAGGAGCUGGAGAGAGCCAUGAAGGAAACCGUGUGUUCUGCAUCUGAGGAUGAUAUCUUCAGGCGGUCUGGCGGUCUCUUCGGUAACCACGUCGACUACUACCACCAGAGUGACGGCCACGCCUCCUUCCCACAGUCCUUCACAACACAGCGGCCGUUGCACAUCAGUAAAUCCGGGAGUCCCGGCGAAGCAGAAUCUCCGUCUCAUCAGAAGCUCGUCGACUCCACCUUCACUCCGAGCAGUUAUUCUUCCUCGGGAUCCAACGCAAACAUUAACAACGCCAACAACACAGCCAUCGGACACCGGUACCCCAAACCUACCGUCAGCACAGUGGACGGACACACGGGGCCGCCCCUCACCACCGUCCCACUACCACGGCCCACAUGGUGCUUUCCUAACAAGAGGUAUGAUGACAUAUGCUUUCUGUAGUGGAAUGCAAAUGUGCGAAUUAAUGGGGAGAUGCUCAGGUUUGUCAGAAUCUGGUUCCUGAUUGUGGUUUGUCUCGCCCCUGAUUGUCUCAUGUGGACCAGGAGCUGUUUCUAUGAAACUUUCAUGCGG